This is a messenger RNA of Brettanomyces bruxellensis, 2160 nucleotides long. It is a transcript of the gene DUR3, whose product is annotated as urea active transporter. Bases 1 to 2160 code for a protein of 719 amino acids. NCBI's taxonomy places the organism in Eukaryota, Fungi, Ascomycota, Pichiomycetes, Pichiales, Pichiaceae. Gene Ontology annotation, biological process: putrescine transport; urea transmembrane transport; spermidine transport. The transcript has a single exon. The record is from RefSeq and is a predicted model, not a curated record. Gene Ontology annotation, molecular function: spermidine transmembrane transporter activity; putrescine transmembrane transporter activity; urea transmembrane transporter activity. Gene Ontology annotation, cellular component: plasma membrane.
AUGAAAGCACCUUUACCUCAGGGUGCAGGUUAUGCCAUUGUGGUGGGUCUUGGACUUGCCUUUGCUGUUGGUAUGAUCCUAACUACCUUUAUCCUUAGACGGUACCAAAAGGAAAUCAUAACAUCUGAGGAAUUUUCUACCGCUGGUAGAUCUGUUGGUACAGGUUUGAUUGCGGCGGCUGUCGUGUCUUCUUGGACUUGGGCUGCAACUUUAUUAACGUCUUCUACUCAAGCUAAUGAGAAAGGAGUCUUUGGCGCUUAUGCAUAUGCUUCUGGUGCAUGCUGCCAAAUCAUUUUAUUUGCUUUCUUAGCAAUCAAGGCUAAACAGCUCGCCCCAGAGUGUCAUACUUACUUGGAGAUCAUUCGUGCGAGAUACGGAGGUUGUGUUCAUGGCGUUUUUAUCUUUUUUGCCAUUGCAACCAAUAUCUUAGUCACAGCCAUGUUGCUCACUGGAGGCUCUGCCGCCAUUUCUGAUUUAACUGGAAUGAAUACAGUUGCCUGCAUUUUUUUGCUUCCUAUUGGUGUGAUGGUUUAUACCUUAUUUGGUGGAAUCAAGGCAACAUUCUUGACAGAUUAUGUCCAUACUGUUGCAAUUAUAGUUAUCAUUUUAACAUUUGCUUUCGAGGCCUAUGCUACUUCUGAUAAAUUGGGUUCUCCGGGAAAGGUCUGGGAACUUGUUGUGGAAGCUGGUAAGCGUCAUCCAGUUGAAGGUAAUGCUGAGGGAUCAUACCUCACCAUGCAUUCUCGUUCAGCUGGUAUAUUCUUUGUCAUUAAUAUUGUGGGAAACUUCGGUACUGUGUUUUUGGAUAAUGGCUAUUGGAAUAAGGCAAUUGCUUCUUCACCGGUUGCCGCACUUCCAGGAUAUGUUCUUGGUGGACUUUCCUGGUUUGCAAUUCCUUGGCUUACUGCAACUACCAUGGGAUUUGUUUGCUUAUCUUUGGAAACUAAUCCUUCUUUUCCAACAUACCCAAACUUACUUUCUUCAGAGGAAGUUUCUGCAGGUUUAGUCUUACCAUCUGCAGCUGUUGCAAUGAUGGGCAAAGGUGGAGCAGUUGCUACUUUGUUCAUGGUUUUCAUGGCCGUGACAUCUGCUAUGUCCGCUGAAUUAAUUGCAGUGUCAUCUAUUUGCUCCUAUGAUAUUUACAAGGGUUAUGUGAAUCCUCAUGCAAAAGGUAAAUCGAUUAUCUUUACAUCCCACGCUACAGUCAUUGCCUUUUCUGUCAUUAUGUCCGGAUUUGCAACUGGAUUGUACUACGCAGGAAUUUCUAUGGGCUACUUGUACGAGCUUAUGGGAAUUAUAAUAUCAGCUGCUGUUGUUCCAGCAUCACUGACUUUGUUGUGGAAGCAGCAGAACGGUAUUGCAGCCGCAGUUUCUCCAAUAUUAGGAACAAUAUUAUCUAUAAUGUCCUGGCUUGUCUGUACUCAUUCUAUGUAUGGAAAAAUUACAGUGGAUAAUACUUUUGAAGAUGAUCCAAUGCUAGUUGGUAAUGUCGUGGCAUUACUCUCUCCUGCCAUUAUCUCGCCAAUUCUUACGUACGUAUUCAAGCCUCAAAACUUUGACUGGGAGGUUUUGAAGACCAUCAAGAGAGUUGACGAGACCGAGGAAAUUGAAGAUGUUGUUGACGAUAGCAGCAGUGAUAUUGAAAACCAGGAUGCUGGUACUCCACAAGGAGAGGAGAAAAUUGUGCCAGCAACAUCUAAGGUUCAAAGCUUGAUUCAAACAAUGAGCACAAGUGGCAAGGAACUACUUAAGGCACAGGAGGAAGAAGAAUUACUUAGAAAGGCAUCAAAGAAAGCUGGCUAUCUUUGUCUUUUCCUUUCUAUCGCGUUAUUAGUUGUUUGGCCAAUGCCAAUGUACGGAAGCAAGUAUGUGUUUUCUAAGAAGUUUUUUACUGGCUGGGUUGUGGUUGGUAUGAUAUGGAUCUUCUUUUCUGCCUUCAAUGUGAUCAUUUUCCCAUUGAUACAGGGAAGGCAUGGAAUAUACACUUCAUUACGUGGAGUGUAUUGGGAUCUCACUGGCCAGACACACAAACUACGUGAAUGGCAGAACAGUAAUCCAGAAGAACUUCAUGUUGUGCAGAGCCAGGUCUCUGCAGCAGCUCGUAGAAAUGUUGCUAUGGGAGGUGACAAUUUGGAAGAUCUGGAUGAAAUAUUAAAAUGA